AUGGCGUCCCUCUGGCCGUUCGGUGGGCCAUCGAGCCGGGCUCAAGGUGGUGUUCUUUCUAAAGAUGCCGCGCCAAGCUAUGACGACUUGCGCACAUGCGCAAGCGCAACGAUCCCACCGCUCAUCAUCUGUGAGGGCUUCCUGAGCGCAGCACAGAGUGUGGUAUGGGGCAACGAAUUCCGCACAUAUCUCGGCGUGGGUCACCAACAGUUUGUUGACCAGAUGCUGUCGCGCUCAUCAGCUCAACGCGAACCACGGGAUCAUGGUCGAAAACGGCGUUCGGGACUUGGUUCAGAUCGGUCGGUUAUCUUUGCACCCAUCGGACCGGUUUCUAGUCUGCACGAUCGAGCGUGUGAACUGUUUUAUGCUCUUCGAGGCGGAACGGUCGACUAUGGCGAACAGCACUCUCGCCAACACGGACACUCACGCUUUGGUCGACCUUACCACCAAGGCUUGUGUCCGCGCUGGGGUCUUGGUUCGAACACGCAUACUGGCUUACCUGCCCACUUUAUCGGCCACAGUUUGGGCGGACCGACGAUUCUCAAAUUGCAACAGCUUCUAAGACAGGGAUUCUUCGACCACGCUCUCGGCCUUCCCUCACAGUCAGAAUGGAAAGCGCAAGAUCUCAUCUUAUCCAUCACCUCUGUCUCGUCGCCUUUUCGCGGAACCCCGCUAGUCUAUAGUCUGGGCUCGGAGCCUUUGCCGUAUCCGAAAGUACGCAUGUUUUCGUUUGGUGAUGUGCUAUCCAAGCUUGUCCACAUUGCGGCGUAUUUGGAUCUUCCGUUCUUCGAUGCACAUGCGGAUGCGUGGCAUUUUUCGGCGAAGCGGAGAAGGGCGAUCAAACGGUCGCAACUGGCGGGUGGAAGCGUUGUUGGCGAGGAAUCGACCAAGCGGAAAGCGGAAGACGUGCAAGCAGGGGUUGCGGUGCAUCACUUGGGCGUAGAGCAGACAGCGGGAGUGAAAGACUUUUUGAAACAACUGUGGAAGAGCGACUGGGCAGGCGGUCGAGACUGUGCACCUUGGGACUGCACGUUUGCAGAACGUGAUCUGGAUCGGGCCUCGGACCAGUGGGGCGUGGAGGUGAACGUGGUCAAGCGGAAACGGAAGACUUGGUAUCGAUCGUAUGCUGGAGGCAUGACCGUCGCGGACGAUUGCGAUCAAGCGCGACCGCGUUUCCACCGACCCGAAACGUACUGGUCGCUAUCACCGCUCACCUACACUGCGCAUCGCAUCGGUCAUUUCGACUACUCGCGUCUACAGCCGUGCCCAAGCUUCCUUUCGAGCGCAGACGAUAAGCAUUCACGCUCAGCCAUGGAAAGUCUGGACUCAAAAUGGUGGGCAAACGACGGCGUGGUACCACUAGCAUCGCAGUUUCAUCCGUUCGAUUGCGAUAGACAGACAUGCAGACAUUUCCAUGGCAUGUCGGCAAGUCUGCCGUUCGGGACAAGGAGCCAACGAGCUGAAUCCGUCAUACAGCCCAACGAGACCACUCCUGAUUCGACCAGCACUCGCAUUUCGACAUCAAACUCAUCACCCACUUGGCCCUCAGGCACGUUGGUCAACGUGCACGACGACAACCAAAUGUGCAACAUGGACCGUGACGCUUUCGAGAGCUGCGUGUUACCACCACCAGCAACUCAUUCGCAUUCCAAGACAAACCGGUCCAUGAUCGGCUCUGCUCGUUCAGCUAUCAGAAUCGCCUAUUUCACCUCACUCCGCGCUAUCAACCUGCAUGAUCCACCACUCGUCACUCCGAGUGAAGAAGAACUUGGCUCAUUUCUCCGCGAUCUUGCACGCGAUCCCGAACUUGGCUCUGCGCCAUCCGCGUCGCGUCCAGCGCCGCCUGAACGACAAGAGCAUGACAGAGAGCUGCAACGUCAUCUGCUCGAUCCUGCAGACAACCAGUGGUACACAUUCGAGAUUGACAAUCUGGACCAUACCUCGUUGUGCCCUUUCUGGACGGGCAGCGAGGUGCAAAAGCAAUUCUGGACGGGGAUCGGAUUAUUUUUGGCAUCGGUUGAUAGAAAGGCUGGCUUUCCGGUCGAGCAACAAGACGAAAGCGUACUUUCGGCCUAG
Molecule: messenger RNA, 2076 nt
Organism: Mycosarcoma maydis (corn smut)
Lineage: Eukaryota; Fungi; Basidiomycota; Ustilaginomycetes; Ustilaginales
Exons: 1
Coding region: 1-2076 (691 amino acids)
Source: RefSeq, a predicted model, not a curated record